Paramecium sonneborni is the source of this 1407-nucleotide messenger RNA. The record is from the annotation of a GenBank genome assembly. Lineage: Eukaryota; Ciliophora; Oligohymenophorea; Peniculida; Parameciidae.
AUGAAAUAGUACACGUGUUAAGAUAUUUCUCAUGAAAAUGAUGAUAUCUAAGGACAUUGUUUAAAUUUUAGAUGCAAAGAUUCAAAAUCUUAAUUUUGUCUUUAAUGUGCUGCUGAUCCAAUCAAACACACUAAUUGUAAAAAAGAUCUAAAAGGAUUUGGUUAAAUUUUUAAUCUUAUUAACAAAUCAAAAGAAAAUCUUAAUAAUUUAGCAGAUUAAUUGAAUAAAUCCUUUGCUUAAGUUAAAACUAAAUUUGAAGAAUAUUAAAAAGAAAUUGAAAAAAUGAAAAAAUAAUUAAUUAAGAUAUCUGAAUAUUUAUCAUAAUAAGAAUAUCAAUAAAUUAAAGAAAAUUUAUAGUAGAUUAAGGAAUGGUAUCAAUAUUUGAAUUCUUAAAAUGAGAUCACUAAGUAGAAUUAAAUUGGUACUUUUAUAGAAUUUAAUAUUUAUAGGAACUUAAUUAAUUAACAUUAAAAGAAUGAUAAAUGCAUUUAAUUAAGAUCAAGAAUAAUAAUUAUAAUCCAAAAAUUUAGAUGUAAAACAAGAUUUUGAUAUUAAACUUCAAUAAGGUAUUUCAUCCAAUAAAUAAUCAAUUAGGAAUAGAAUUAUUAAAUGAAUAGAAAUGGCAAUAAGCAUAGGAACUUUUAUAAGAAAGUUUAAAGUAAUUACAGAAACAAUAAUCAUUUGCUACAUUCUUUUAAUGUACUUUAUUAUAAAUAUAUUUUAAAGCUAUUUCAUUAUUUUAAAUGAAUCAAUGUUCUAAAGCAGUUAACUUAUAAGAUUAAGCUAAAAAAAUAAAUAAUAACUUCUAUAUAGAUUUAUUGAAUUAUUCAGAAUUAGAAUUAAAUAAGAAUGCCAAAAAUAAAUUUAUCUUAAUAGCAAAAAGUAUAUUCUAAUAUUUUCAUUUUUCAAGGUUAUGCAUUAAAUGAUUAAAAGUAAUAUGAGUCAGCUAUUUAAUUAUGUGAUUUAAUAUUGAAUGAAGAACCGUAAAAUCUCCAUGCUUUAAACUUAAAAGGUAAUAUGUUAUUAUAAAGAUUUUAUUUUAUAGGCAUUUCAUUAGAUAAUUUAUAAAAAUACAAUGAAGCAAUUAUUUGCUAUGACAAGGCAAUACAAAUAGAUCCUAAUUAUGCCCUUGCCUAUAACAAUAAAGGUUUAUAUAUAAUUUGAUUUUAAUAGGCGAUUCAUUACAUUAUUUAUAAAAAUACAAUGAUGCAAUUAAUUGCUAUGACUAGGCAAUACAAAUAGAUCCUAAUUAUGUCAUUGCCUAUAACAAUAAAGGUUUAUAUAUAAUUUGAUUUUAUUAGGCAUUUCAUUACAUUAUUUAUAAAAAUACAAUGAUGCAAUUAAUUGCUAUGACUAGGCAAUACAAAUAGAUCCUAAUUAUGCCAAAGCCUAUUACAAUAAAGGUUU